Messenger RNA from Hydatigera taeniaeformis, 1617 nucleotides. NCBI's taxonomy places the organism in Eukaryota, Metazoa, Platyhelminthes, Cestoda, Cyclophyllidea, Taeniidae. The record is from the annotation of a GenBank genome assembly.
UUGCCAGUGAACAAAGCCCUGCCUCAGAUUCAAGCAAGGAGAGCGGCGAAUCGGGGUAAAAAUCGAUGCAUGGAAUCACUGCCGUUUGAUCAUAACCGCGUUCAGUUAAGGCGUCAUUGCGGUGCAGAUGACUGUCAGACCGAUUACAUCAACGCAAGCUACAUGGACAGUUAUCUACGUCGACGGGUCUAUAUAUGUGCUCAGAGCCCCUUCAACACAGCGACAGCGAGUGACUUCUGGAGCAUGGUGGUUCAGUGCAAUAUUGCCCAGAUCGUCCUUUUGGAUAAUCUGAUUGAGGCUGGGGUGGUGAAAUGUACAAAAUAUUGGCCAGACCCAGUAAAGAUCGAAGGGGAUGGGGGAGAACGCCGGCAGUACGGCAGCGUUAUAAUUGAAGCAGAGGAUAUUGUGGAGUAUGCGCACUUCAGCGUGCGACGCUUCCGCAUUACUGAUUCAUCAGCGUCAGGAGGGUUGCGGCAGUGCGUGUUGCAAUACCACUACCACCAAUGGCGCAGCCGUGACAGCGAGAAUGAAGAGGACCUCGUAGAUGGAUUUGACCACCUUGCUUUCAUUGACUUCUACUUCCAUGUGAAGAUGGCCACAUGUCUGGAGGACGGGCCCAUUUUGGUACACUGUGAGGACGGGGUGUCGCGUUCUUCAGUAUUCGUGGCAUUUGACACGCUCUUUCAGCAGUUGAUGCACGAACACGCAGUUACGGUGGCGCGGACAUGCACCGCGUUGCGGCGCGCGCGACAACACUCAGUGCCCUCAGCGCGCCACUUUGCUCUCCUCUACGACCUCCUAUUCGAGGCCGGUAUCGCUGGACAUGCUCUUCUCGAUCUCGACAUUCGCUCUGCUCUCGCUUCGCUGAGCCAGAGGAAUGUGACAGCGGGUUUUACUUACUUACGAGAGCAAUGGUAUUUGCUGCACAACUACACACUUUCAUCUUCGUCGCUGCCUCCUUCUCCUUCCACCGUGAACCGUGAAGAAGAUCAAUUAGCCGCAGUAUGGGUGGACGGAUUGACAGUGUGCAAUGACGUGGUUCUUGUCCGCUCCCCUACGGCUGCCACCACCGCAUUCUGGCGUCUCGUUUUCCAACACAGGAUCACCUGUGUGGUCGAUAUGGAACCCUCGUGCUACGAAAUGGAUAGCGACGCAUUUCCAUUUUGGCCUCCGUAUAUCGGCGGUGUAGGAGGCGAUAUGGAAGAAGAGGCUCUAUUUGGCAUUAACGAUACCACCACCGGUACCGCCUUUACCCGUGCACUCGAUGUCAACAGGGUUGUGGAUAGUGAGGGUGAGAUGGUAGUACCACGUCAUACCGGAGCUUGGUUCCACCUUGCUGAAUUUCAGUUAACUCAGGUGGGUCCAUUGGAGGCUUUUCCUCCUCCUCCUCCCUUACCGCCCUCAUCCAAGCGUAAUCGGCGGUGUCGGCGGCAACAACAACAGCAAAAUGACUGCAGAAGAGCAAUUGCAUGUCUCUUCAAACGGUGCAUUGUUAUUCGACGACUCCUGCCGCAGCCACAGCAGCAUGCCUCAGCUCCAAGAAAAGCGGAGUUUCACACGGUGGUUGUGUUCCAUUUUAAGACACCUUGGAGGCAAGGCAGCCAGGUCUAUAAUUAG